AUGAAAAACAAAUGGGAUCAACUGAAAAAAGAUUGGAAAAUUUGGAAGGAUUUAAAACAUGGUUCAACUGGUUUGGGUUGGGAUCUGGUAAAGCGAACCAUUGAUGCUUUAGAAGAGUGGUGGGCAGAAAGGCUCGCGGUGGUGCCCGCAGCGAAAAAGUAUAAAACUUGUAGGAUUGAACCCGAUUUGGAGGAGAAGUUAGACCUGAUAUUCGGGGGUGUCGUCACCACAAGAAAAUAUGCAUGCGCUCCCAGCGAGAUAGAAUUUGGUGAAAUACAGGACAAUGUUGCUAUCACCUUAUCAGAUGAUUCACCUGAAUUCCCAAGUUUGAGAGUUAAAAAAAAGGGUGGAGCUGAUUCUAUCAGAAACCAGAUAUCAUGCUUGAUGGAUUCUUCCGACGAUGCCCCCCAUAAAGUGCAGAAAACGUCAAUUAACGAGGUUGUGGCAAUUUUAGAGCAAGAUCUGAGUAUUGCAGAGGAUGAUGAGCUUUAUUACUUUGCUAUUGAGCUGCUUCAAGAUUCGGUGCAGAGAGAUUUUUUCACAGCAAUUGCCAAAGAGCGAAGGGUGUCGUAUCUACAACAUUUUUAUGAGCGCAGGAAAAUUUGA
Phalaenopsis equestris is the source of this 606-nucleotide messenger RNA. Its product is annotated as L10-interacting MYB domain-containing protein-like. The transcript is spliced from 3 exons. The coding region runs from base 1 to 606 and encodes 201 amino acids. The record is from RefSeq and is a predicted model, not a curated record. NCBI's taxonomy places the organism in Eukaryota, Viridiplantae, Streptophyta, Magnoliopsida, Asparagales, Orchidaceae.